Molecule: messenger RNA, 363 nt
Organism: Aphidius gifuensis
Lineage: Eukaryota; Metazoa; Arthropoda; Insecta; Hymenoptera; Braconidae
Product: meiosis regulator and mRNA stability factor 1-like
Exons: 2
Coding region: 1-363 (120 amino acids)
Source: RefSeq, a predicted model, not a curated record
AUGAUACAUGUUCCAGCAACAUAUAAAAAUGAAAAAAUAAAACAAUCAAUUCGUCGAUUUGCUGACAUUCAUGGUAGUUCAGCAGCAAUAAUAUUAAUAUCAAGUAAUGAUAAUUUUACUGCUCAUCUUAGUGAUCUUGGGCAUGGAAAAAAGCCACAUGUUAUAUUGCUGAAUAAUGGUCAAGCAUUAGAAGAUCUUAUAAAGUGUGCUGAUGAACACCAUAAUUUGAAACAGCUUAUGGGACCACUUACAGCUCCUGGAAAUUAUAUACUUUUAGUUACCAAUCUUUCAACUGAGAUGAAACUCGUUCGCAUAAAAGAUCGUUUAAAAUAUUUAGCUUCUAAUUGUGGUGGACGUGUAUAG